AUGUUCCCUUGUGGAAUACCUUUUCUUUUCCUUCUCGCUGUGACACUUGUCGCCAAAGUCGCUUCGGCAUGGAAUGUCACCGUGACAUUCUACAAGAACGCCGAAUUCAAGGGGGCGUCCUACGCAUGGACCAUCACAGAGACGCAGCUGUGCUACAACCUCGCCUGCUUCGACAACCAGGCUUCGUCCGUCAAGUGGGAAGGCAUUCCGGCGCUUGGGGAAUUCAAGGGCAAGUCGCUCAUCGCCUUCUUCACAGGCCACGGCUGCAAGAAAGACAGCCGCGACUGGCCGACCGAUGGGGUCAUCAACGGGAUCAAGGACAACUACCCCAUGAAUUUCGGGCUUGAUGGCAUCGACGACGCCGUCUCAUCGUUGUUAUCCGGGAGGACAACCAGAAACUCACGAACGGCAAGGAGACGCCUUGUCCGUGGGGCACGGACCAAAAUCUACUCACUGGUUAGGUAA
Messenger RNA from Phytophthora sojae, 465 nucleotides. RefSeq lists its product as hypothetical. The record is from RefSeq and is a predicted model, not a curated record. The coding region runs from base 1 to 465 and encodes 154 amino acids. NCBI's taxonomy places the organism in Eukaryota, Oomycota, Peronosporomycetes, Peronosporales, Peronosporaceae. The transcript has a single exon.